GGCAGAGCAGGGCUCUUGUCGCGUCUGUGCAAGUUGUUUUUGUCUCUACAAUGACCAUGUGUUGGCCACUAAGUCAGAAACCACUGCAAGACUCUUUGAUCGGAAAGUUUUUGUAAGUCUGACUCUAUUUUUUUGUGUUGUUUUCACAACUACUGCAAAUUUCUUAUUCAUAGUCAUUUAUUUUCUCUAUACUAGAGAGACUUUGAAUCGGUGGAAACAUACCUGAAAAUGGAGCCCUUUCCUGACCACUUUAUGGAGUUCCACCCCAUCCAUGGUACCAACGUCAGACUUGACAACUCAGGAACCCAGGCCACGCGGGUGGAGAGCUUUGCCAAUGGGGUGUGUUUCAGCAAACACCCACUGAAGCCUGGGGAGAUUUUUCUCAUAGAGAUUGAGGAUAAGGAGCUGGGCUGGUGUGGUCACCUCCGGAUCGGCCUGACCACCAGGGAUCCCAGGGGCUUAGAGGUGGUACCUGAAUACUCCAUCCCAAACCUGACAGACCUGGGAGACAGCUGGGUCUUUGCCAUCACUCGCAACCACAACAAGAUCAUAGAGGAUCCUGGGGUCCAAGAGGCCGCUGAGGGAGGACUGGCCGGGGGUCAGAGGCUGGGGCGGGGGGAGGUUGAAGAUGGCGCUGGAGGUGAGGGAAAGGCAGGCGGAGCAGGCAACAGCAUGAAUCCAAAGACUUUCUUUACUGACUCUCACUUGUACAUCGAAAAUUUUCGGAUCCCCAGAGACAAGCUGGUCGGUAGGAGCCGGCCUGGACGAUACAGCCAUAUACUGGACGACUUGUACAAGACUAACACGCUGCCUCCCACGGCCAGACGCAGCAGGAUAGGAGUACUGUAUGUGCCUAAAGGAAGAGACCUGGCUGAUAUGCACAUUGUUAUCAAUGGUGAGGACAUGGGAGCUUCUGCAAAGGGGAUUCCGACCAUCCAGCCUCUCUACGCAGUGGUGGACGUUUUUGCUGCAACUAAGUGUGUCCGAAUUGUCCAGGUGGAGUAUGGAUUCUCGUCCUUACAGACGUUGUGUAGGAAGGCCAUCCAGAAGCACAUCGUCCACAGGAUGGCCAUUGACUGGCUGGAGUUGCCAGAGGCGCUCAAGCACUUCUGCAUGUAUGAAUGAGGGCUGAAGACCUACAAUGGACAGAAAUAUCAUUUCUGAACUCUCUCCCAGUUUCUUCAGAGAAAACGAUGUUUAUUUUUGAACAUGAAACUUUGUGUUUCAUUUAUAAAAUAAAGCUGUACGUGUUUUGAUGGUAAUCCUCUUGAUACUUGCCAUCACUGAUAAAAUUGACAGCGUUUGUCUGAGAUGACAGCUGCUUACUGAUAGAAAUUCACGGUGUUUGUUAGGUGUCUGUCUGUGUGAUUAUGCAUCAACAUUCUCCUCACAGCGUAUGCAUUGGAAAUAACUGUGGUACGACUCAUCACUAUUUUCUCUCUUCCAAGGACCUUUAGAGGACUAACGAGAGUUGUACAAGAAAAGUGUGCCACAUCUUCAAGUUGUAGCAACGGACAACACAUCAGGUCACGUCUCACUGUAGGUCUAUGUAUGCAACAGUGAGGUGUGAUCGGCAUGUGUCACACUGAUGCAUUUCCUCAGACUUUUGAAUUUGCACAUC
Xiphias gladius (swordfish) is the source of this 1621-nucleotide messenger RNA. It is a transcript of the gene neurl2, whose product is annotated as neuralized E3 ubiquitin protein ligase 2. The record is from RefSeq and is a predicted model, not a curated record. Gene Ontology annotation, biological process: intracellular signal transduction. The coding region runs from base 229 to 1125 and encodes 298 amino acids. The transcript is spliced from 2 exons. Lineage: Eukaryota; Metazoa; Chordata; Actinopteri; Istiophoriformes; Xiphiidae. Gene Ontology annotation, molecular function: ubiquitin protein ligase activity.